AUGAGAGUUGGAAUAAUUAACCUUUUAGCUUUGCUUGGAUUUUUAUUAAAUUCAACAAAGUUUGCUGGAGCUCUUUACGGGCGUUUAAACGACGGAAUGAACUCCUUGAACUAUGAUCCUAACCUGCUCUCGUUACUACAGAUGGAGCAGAGCAUGGAUCUAGAUGACGAUGACGAUUUAGACUAUUUUAAGUCCAGUUUCCUUGAGCACUCGUCUGAUAAAAGUUCCGUACUUCAGAGUGACUGGGAUGAAGGAUCAUUCCUUGAAGAGGAUGACUUGGACUCUGAUGCUUGGGGUAAUGAUCAGGAUGAGUCUUUCCUUCAGGAUGAUGAUUCUGAUGAUUCUGAAAACUUUGAUGACUCAUUCCUCGAAGACGAAUCUACGGAACAAUCUGCCGAUGAAUUUGUAAAUGAAAUGGAUCUCGACGAUGCCUGGCAAGAACAAGGAGAGUCACUGUUACAAACUGGAGCGUAUUAUGGUAAAUCCAUAGCAUCCCCUACCACAUUUGGAAGUCUGAUACAGUUGCACAAUUAUGAACCUGAUCCCAUGAAUUUCCUACAAGAUGAAACUCUAUUAGUAAUGAAUGACGACGAUCAGACAGAUUUGGACCUUGUGGAUGAGGGUAAAAAGCCAAGUGUCAAGGCUUUCGUACUCAAAAGCGAUAAUGACGAAGGUGACACCGAAGUUACAGAACUUCUGGAAGAGUCACGAUUUGAAAAGCUGAUGUCAACUCUUUGGGCUUAUAAAGUUUGGCUUGUAGUUGUGGUUGUAUUAUUAGUUAUCGCUUUGGUCGUCAAGUUCUUCUUCUACGACCGCUUCCUUAAGUUCAAGACGGAAGUCUCCAACAAGUUCGACAAUAUGAACAAGGUCUUUGUUGACAAGUUCAACGGCGUCUUCAGAAAAAGCCAAAAUCAAACACAAAAUGAAGAAACUCCACUUCUGAGCGCAUAA
Messenger RNA from Theileria parva strain Muguga, 951 nucleotides. RefSeq names its product putative integral membrane protein. Lineage: Eukaryota; Apicomplexa; Aconoidasida; Piroplasmida; Theileriidae. The record is from RefSeq and is a predicted model, not a curated record. The coding region runs from base 1 to 951 and encodes 316 amino acids. The transcript has 2 exons.